This is a messenger RNA of Morone saxatilis (striped sea-bass), 1007 nucleotides long. RefSeq lists its product as uncharacterized. Gene Ontology annotation, molecular function: adenine phosphoribosyltransferase activity. Bases 93 to 695 code for a protein of 200 amino acids. The record is from RefSeq and is a predicted model, not a curated record. NCBI's taxonomy places the organism in Eukaryota, Metazoa, Chordata, Actinopteri, Moronidae. The transcript has 5 exons.
CUUGAUAUGGGCAACUCUUUCUCUCAUUCACGGUCCAGUUCAUUCUCCCUAGUUUCUCCCUUUAACAGCGCAGACACUGUGUUGUUUUUUAAAUGGAUGUUUUGGCCGUUCCUGCAGACAGACAUAAAGGAUGGUACCUUUCUCUGAUGGCACCAAACACAAAAGGACCGACGUUUGCCUGGCUGGACCCGUCCAGACUCUACUGCAACUCACAGGCUCUUGCAGACUGUGUCAAAGACCUUGUCAGUCCAUUCCACAAUGACACCAUUGACCUGGUUGCUGGGAUAGAUGCAAUGGGAUUCAUUCUGGGGGCGUCUGUUGCCACCACCCUCGGAAAAGGUUUCCUGGCUGUACGUAAAGCAGGACACCUGUGUGUCGCAACCCAAAACCAAAAUUACACUGACUACACAGGCAGAGAAAAGACUAUGGAAGUAAGACUGGAUGUGCUAAAACCAGGUGUGAGGGUGCUGCUAGUGGACCAAUGGAUAGAAACUGGAGGCACUAUGAAGGCUGCGAUCCAGCUGGUGGAGCAGCUGGGAGCCACUGUUGUAGGUGUAGCAGCUGUGGCCAUUGAGAACACUGAAGGAGGAAAGUGGAUUAAAGAAAAUUACAAAUUCUCUCACUGUAUCCCUGAAGAGCUCCAGAACCAAAUUGACCAGAAGUAUCUCAAUUCCUUCAAAAGCUUCAAAAACUGAACCUGAAAAGAUGAUUUCUUACAACUUCAGUAUUGAAAAAAAGGGGAAUAGUAAUAUUUUGUAAGGCUAAGAUGGUCAAGAAAUAGUUUUAUCUGCAUAGACAUGAUGUAUUUUUUAAACAAAUAUAGUGAAAUCCCCAUUUAAUGAUGUUUUAAAGUUAUACUGUGAAUUCAACUUAACUGUUCUUGAAUACAUGCAUACAUACUGUUCUUGUUAUUUUCAAAACACUUUUUUUCUCUUUUUAAAUAUUUUUAUUACAUGUAAAACAUACCAUGGUAUAUUUUAAAGAAAAUAAAUGAUAAGAUAAUCGUA